GUCUCCCGCCUCCGCGCCCGCCAGUCCACUCGUCACUCGCAGUGUCAGCGCACACGCGCAGCGCUCCGUUACAACUAGUGAAGUAAAGUGCAUCCAAUAUGGUGAAGUUCGAAGGAGACUUUAGUAUUAACGCUAUAUUAAUGAACCACGCGGUGACCAAGCCGCCUCCCUCACCGACCACCUCGUCUACGGCGACUCCCUCGGAGGCCGACCUCAGUGACUCGGAGCUAGACGUCACGGGCACCGGCUCCGAGCCCGUCGACUGCUCUAAGCCCAGGAUGGAGGACGACAAGAAGGACAAGAAGCAUGAGAAACCGGCCUACAGCUACAACGCUCUAAUCAUGAUGGCCAUACGGAAUAGUCCUGAGAAACGCCUCACGCUCAACGGCAUCUACGAGUACAUCAUGACAAACUUCCCCUACUACAAGGAGAACCGACAGGGCUGGCAGAACUCCAUCCGUCACAAUUUGAGUCUGAACAAGUGUUUUGUGAAAGUGCCGCGACACUACGACGACCCCGGUAAGGGUAACUACUGGAUGUUGGACGCCUCGGCUGAAGAUGUCUUCAUCGGUGGAACCACAGGCAAGCUUCGCCGGCGCUCGGCUCUCAACGGCAGAUCCCGUCUCGCGUGUUUCAAGCGGCCGCUAUUCCCCGGCGCCCCGCUCGCCGGUCCAUACCCUCCUGCAACAUACUCUCAGCUAGUCGGCCUCUACUCACAGCUGCUGUACCAGAGGUAUGCGCCGAUGCAGAUGAAGACUCCUCCGGUGACACCCGGUCCAGUUCAUCCGGCGUUCAGAAACGAGAUGGCCUACACCAGUCUCCCGUACUCACCUCUGUACGGUGACCGCCUUCCCUCAGGUCCUUUCUGCCAGCCCCUGGUCCACUCUCCCCCGACACACUCACCACCCACAUCCGGAUCCUCCAGCCCCGAACUGACGUCGCCCUCGCCCUCCCAUCACCCUCUCUCGCCUCACAUCUUCAAGCCCGUAACUGUUCUCACACGACAGUGACCUGUGACUCUUCGAGAGUGAACAUUUAUCUGUGAUGUAGUAUUAGAUCAGUGUCCCGAAGUCCAAGCCAAGCCAAGCCAAGCCCAGUGUCGGAGCGCAAUCUCUGUUGUGGGACACAUUCCGAUAUUGUUUUUUUAUUAAUAUUCUAUUGUUGUAAAUAAUUCCAAAGUGUAUAUUUAUUGAUUAGGUUUAAUAUAGAUUAAGGUAAAGAAUAAACUAAAAUAUUUCUCAUUUA
Danaus plexippus (monarch butterfly) is the source of this 1245-nucleotide messenger RNA. It is a transcript of the gene Foxg1, whose product is annotated as fork head domain transcription factor slp2-like. NCBI's taxonomy places the organism in Eukaryota, Metazoa, Arthropoda, Insecta, Lepidoptera, Nymphalidae. The transcript has a single exon. Gene Ontology annotation, biological process: regulation of transcription by RNA polymerase II. The coding region runs from base 99 to 1010 and encodes 303 amino acids. The record is from RefSeq and is a predicted model, not a curated record. Gene Ontology annotation, molecular function: sequence-specific double-stranded DNA binding; DNA-binding transcription factor activity. Gene Ontology annotation, cellular component: nucleus.